Molecule: messenger RNA, 1624 nt
Organism: Mya arenaria
Lineage: Eukaryota; Metazoa; Mollusca; Bivalvia; Myida; Myidae
Product: cholecystokinin receptor type A-like
Exons: 2
Coding region: 233-1501 (422 amino acids)
Biological process (GO): neuropeptide signaling pathway
Cellular component (GO): membrane
Molecular function (GO): G protein-coupled peptide receptor activity
Source: RefSeq, a predicted model, not a curated record
UAUGGUUAAAACGUAUUGAGAUUGAAGCAGCUUACAGGGUUCCUUGUAGAGUUUCGAUGGUUCUUCCCGAUGAUGAAUAACCGAUAUUAGAAACUUCUUAACCAACAUUUGUAUCGAAUUUGUUGAAGUAAUUGGAUGUGCCAGUGGGAGUUGAAAGUUAUAAAUAAGAUGACAUUGUUAGAUCAGAGAUCAUCCAAGGAUUUAUGGUAAUUCUUUGACAGACUAGGGCAUAAUGAUGGCUUCUGACACCACAGUGAACACCACGGCAAAGAUUGACCUUAUCCCGCUACCGAGUGAUCAAAGUCAUGAACUAUUGAUGGCAGUCAUUGGAAUAUUAUCCUUCUUUUGUGUUCUCGGAACCGUCGGUAAUUUCCUCGUCUUAUAUGUGUACGUCCGAAAAAGAAACAAAUUGGCGGCGACAGUUUUCAUAAUAACACUAGCGUGUACGGAUUUCUUAACUUGUGUUCUUAUAAUCCCGUAUACCAUUGUCUUAGAAUAUAUGGACUACUUCAUUAAGUAUGACUUUUUGUGCAAGUGUUAUAUGUUUCUUAUUACUUCCAAUGUGCCGUUCUCUGCUUUCAUUAUGAUGGCUAUAGCUGUAGACAGGUAUUUCUGUAUCUGUCAUCCAUUCACACACUUUCUGACAACACGAAGGGCAAAACUCAUAAUAACGAUCCUGGCAAGCUUAGCUUUUAUGCUUGGAAUUAUAACAGCUCUUAACUACGGGGUUAAUUUUAGAACGUCAAAACUUUAUACGAAUGAAACAUCCCUUCUUGCACAAAACAAUCGGCCGAAAGUUUCAAAGCAAGAUAAUAAUGAUGGUAUUAUUUUGGUGCCAAAACGCGAUUGGAAUUACUCUGAAAUCGUAUAUUCACUUAAUAGAACCGAAACAUCAACACAAGUCAUCCGAACUGAAUCAUUUCUGAUGUACGAUGGCAUUUGCAAGCCAAAUGGGCUGAUAUUCAAUCAUUCCUUCACUGAAACCUACCAGAAAAUAUACUCUAGUUUCUUCGUAAUUGUGAUAGUGGUUGUGUUUAUAUUGUACAUAAUGAUAUACAGAUUUGUCUCGCUACGUCGCGCACGUCGACAACGCAUGCGCUACCAACCUAGCGGAUAUUCAUCGUGUAAGGACCAUGCCACAUCCUACCUGAACACGCGUGCCUCUUUUACAAAUGGCUGCGUCAAAACCGAACUAGAGCCAUAUAUUGAGCUGGAAGAACGACCAAAGUCCGAAAAAACGGAAAUUAACCGUCAAAUUACAAUCAGAGAGAAAGGUCUCGUUGCUAAUAUACGGACAGCCGGGAUGUUAUUUGUUGUUACUGCAGUGUUUAUUAUUGUAUUUCUACCAGCCUGGCUAAUGGCCCAUCAAGUCAUACCGUAUAAUAUAUUGAUAUUUUAUAUGUAUUUUUUCUAUAACGUUGCCAAUCCGAUUAUUUAUGCCUUUAUGAACAAAGCAUUUAGACGUGAUUUAAAGGAUGUUGUUCAAUGCCGCUUGACGUAAAUACAAUUUAUAUUAUGGAGUGUUAUUAUUUUUCUCAUUGUUUAUAUAAUGAAACAGUUAAAUGACGUUACUUCAUUGAAGAUGAAUUGAAUAAAAUGAUACAAUGACUUGAGAUUGAAACUU